Molecule: messenger RNA, 447 nt
Organism: Menidia menidia (Atlantic silverside)
Lineage: Eukaryota; Metazoa; Chordata; Actinopteri; Atheriniformes; Atherinopsidae
Source: the annotation of a GenBank genome assembly
AUGUUAUUACAGGUGAAGAGUAACUGUGGACAUCCAGAGGAGGGUCAACCCAAACCGGCAUGUGGACACGGUGUGUUCGAGGAGACGGGCGUGCGGUCGGAGUUCCGGGCGCUGCUCAGCGUGCGGCAGCAGCACGACCUGCCCGGCGCCUUCGGGAUGUCGGACCUGUACCUGAUCUGCCGCCUGACCCCGCUCAGCCACGAAAUCGACUUCUGCACGCAGGAGUGCCUGCGCUGCGAGUGGCUGGACCUGGCCGAGCUGGCCCGGACCCGGGAGACCACGCCCAUCACCAGCAGGGUGGCAAACCUGCUAAUGCGGGGGCUGCAGGACGGGUUCCAGCAGGUGGAGCUGCCCAUGGAGCAACUGCCCGCCGUGCACCCCGGCAGGGUCUACCAGCUCUACCACAGACCCAUGCCCAGCCAGGAGCAGAGCCCAGUCCGGGUUUAG